Phragmites australis (common reed) is the source of this 1183-nucleotide messenger RNA. RefSeq lists its product as uncharacterized. Gene Ontology annotation, cellular component: membrane; endoplasmic reticulum. Gene Ontology annotation, biological process: lipid homeostasis. The record is from RefSeq and is a predicted model, not a curated record. The coding region runs from base 311 to 1102 and encodes 263 amino acids. The transcript is spliced from 8 exons. Lineage: Eukaryota; Viridiplantae; Streptophyta; Magnoliopsida; Poales; Poaceae.
AAAAGAACAGGCGUUGCACUCGGACCCGAUCCAUGGAGUCGUCUUCAGCCUUAAUCUCGCGACUGCGGACUGCCCCUUAUAAGAUCCCCCUGGCGCGAAGCAACGCAGGGACCGUCUAGAGAGCGUAAGAGACCACGCCGCUGCCUACUCCCAAGGCAAGCUCGUUUCCAGCAUCGUCAGGAUUCAGGACACCUGAACUGUCAAUACUGAGUUCUUGGCAGACGAUGUUCUGAUCUGAGAGCUGUCUUCUCCGAGCGAUCCGUCCAGUUCUUCAUGCCUCUUGACUGAUCGAUCGGUCGAUCGAAGAGGCAUGGAUGUGAGUUUCGGGCCCGAGGAGCUGAUUGUGUGGCCGGCUUCGGUUCUCGCCGGGAUCGUCAUGUGCGCGGCUGUAUACGACUUGACUCGUGAGGUUAGCUCCCAGUGCUUCAAGGGGUACAAUGGGCUGAGCAAAAUGCACAAGAUCGAGUGGAACAAUAGGGGCUUCUCUACAUUCCACGCAUUGGCUGCUGCUGCAGUCUCUUUUUAUCUGCUGGUGAUAUCUGACCUCUUCAGUAAGGACGCUCAUGAUGCCAUCAUAAUUGAUAGAAAAUCGUGGCUUUCUGAUGCCAUGUUCGGGGCUUCUCUUGGUUACUUCUUGACAGACUUGGUAAUGAUCCUGAGGUAUUUCCCUCUCCUAGGUGGAAAGGAAUAUCUCUUGCACCAUGGACUCUCCAUGUAUGCAAUCUCUCUUGCCCUGUUGAGUGGCAAAGGGCACGUCUACAUCCUUAUGGUCCUCUUCACUGAAGCAACAACUCCGUUCGUAAACCUCAGAUGGUAUCUGGAUCUUGCAGGCCGGAAGGGCUCGAAUCUCUACUUGUACAAUGGACUGGCACUGUUUGUCGGAUGGCUGGUUGCUCGGAUCAUACUGUUCGUGUACUUCUUCGCUCAUAUGUACCUCCACUUUGAUCAGGUGAGGACUGUCUUCCCGGUUGGGUUCUACAGCGUACUGACGGUGCCGCCGGUGCUCUCGCUGAUGAACCUCGUCUGGUUCUGGAAGAUCUGCAAGGGGAUGGUGAAAACUCUCUGCAAAACGAAGCAGAGUGCAAGUGUGAAAACGGACUAGACUUUUCUUAGAGAACAAAAAAGGACUAGGCUUACAACAGAAAAAUAUAUGGAGAUGUUGGCCUGUUGUCGCUGCUGCUAA